This is a messenger RNA of Prinia subflava (tawny-flanked prinia), 3872 nucleotides long. RefSeq names its product phosphomannomutase 2 (gene PMM2). The transcript has 8 exons. Gene Ontology annotation, biological process: protein N-linked glycosylation; mannose metabolic process; GDP-mannose biosynthetic process. Bases 62 to 805 code for a protein of 247 amino acids. Lineage: Eukaryota; Metazoa; Chordata; Aves; Passeriformes; Cisticolidae. The record is from RefSeq and is a predicted model, not a curated record. Gene Ontology annotation, cellular component: cytosol. Gene Ontology annotation, molecular function: phosphomannomutase activity.
ACCGCGCCUGCGCCCGGCCCGCGCGCGGCCCGCCGGGAGCGGCGGCCCCCCCGCCACAGCCAUGGCGGCGCCGCCCUCAGCGCUCUGCCUGUUCGACGUGGAUGGCACCCUGACGGCGCCGCGGCAGAAAAUCUCGGCGGAGAUGGCGGCGUUCGUGCAGCGGCUGCGGCAGAAGGUGAAGGUGGGAGUGGUGGGCGGCUCGGACUUCGCCAAGAUCCGCGAGCAGCUGGGCGAGGACGUGAUUGAAAAAUAUGACUACGUGUUCCCAGAAAAUGGGCUGGUGGCAUACAAAGAUGGGAAAUUCUUGAGCAAGCAGAGCAUUCAGGGCCACCUGGGUGAGGACAUCCUUCAAGAUGUCAUCAACUACUGCCUGAGUUACAUUGCAAAGAUUAAACUUCCAAAGAAGAGAGGCACUUUCAUUGAGUUCCGAAAUGGGAUGUUAAAUGUGUCCCCCAUUGGGAGAAGCUGCAGCCAGGAAGAACGACUUGAGUUCUAUGAACUUGAUAAAAAGCAACAUAUAAGAGAGAAAUUUGUAGCUGAUCUACAAAAAGAAUUUGCAGGCAAAGGCCUCACAUUUUCUAUAGGAGGGCAAAUAAGCAUUGAUGUGUUCCCAGAUGGCUGGGAUAAGAGGUACUGCUUAGGAAUUGUUGCCAAGGAUGGAUACAAGACUAUUUAUUUCUUUGGAGACAAGACCAUGCCAGGAGGGAAUGACUAUGAAAUUUUCACAGACUCCAGAACAGAGGGCCACAGUGUCACAUCCCCACAGGAUACAAGAAGAAUCUGUGAAGAGCUGUUUUUUAAAUAAAAGACUUGCAGAAUUCACACUUCCAAGACGGUUAGAACAGCAAAAGAACUUGAAACAUCUCCAUUCUGUAUUGGUUUUUUUUGUAAUUGGUCAUGAAUAGCAGGUGCUUUGCAGGUCAGUCAUUACUGAAGGGAAAUGUUUUAAUUGAAGAUCCCUUGCUGACUGGGGGAUCACAGCAGUGCUCAUUUAGCACCGUCCUUUCAGUUUCUAAGCACAUAAAUUAUUUUCUUUUUGCUUGGUUGUGGGGUUUGGGUUGGGUUAUAUUUUGGGUUUUUAAGAUACCUGUAAACUUCCUUCACUAAUUAAUUACAUUUUAGGGAGGGAAGGAGAGGCAUAAUCUGCCUCUUGUUGAUUCAUGGUCUCAAAAUUGGCCUGCAAGGCUUAAUCCUUAGGGAGUUUUUGAGGCUGUUUUUUAAAAGAUGCAGUUGGUUUUUUUAAAAUGCUUACCUUGUGCUACAUGAAUUAACAUGAAUUAUAAGACAGUUGGGAUUUCCUUGUCUAGAACUGGAAGAUGAGCAGAAGGGAAAGGUUUUAUUUCUUCCUGGGGCUGGGAGGAUGGCACUGAACCAGAAGUCCCUGACUGCCACCCCUGGGAAUGCUGGACCAGCUGGUGCCAAAGUUCCCUCCUUGGGAUGGAAGUGGUGCCAAGGCACAAGUCAGGUGAUGGUACCUACACUCCUUGCAGACCAAAUCUAAAAAAUCAUUUGUAAAAAUCAAUUAAAAUAAUUUCAGCACAUUAGCAAAAUAUAUUUCUGUCACUUUCUAAUCAUUUUCUGAGGUGCUGGUUAAGGCAUUCAGGGUAGGUGAGAUUUAUUGUACUACAAAAAUGACCUAAAUUAUGUUUCUAUUAAAAUUCAAGUCAAUGCCUGACACUCUGUGUAACUGUUAAUGUUACUUUUCUCAUCUGGCAUUAGGAAAGUAAUCAAGUAUGAACGGUUUGAUUUAGUAAAGGAGAAUAAAAUCUGAUUUUAUCAUGAAAAAAUACUGUUUCAAUUUGUCAUUUUGGUAAAUAAAAUACUUAAACAGAGCUGUUGCAUGCUGCCUGUCUGUAAAAGAAAUGAGUAAUUUGAGUUGUGCCAGUUCCAGGUGUAUGAGAUACUUGCACAGUAAAAAAAGCAGAGAAUAGAAUCUUUGUGUAGCACCUGAAAUCCCCAAAAGAGCUGACAAAAAAAAGGAAGGGGUGCUGCAAUGCACCUCAUGCACCAAAACUGUUUUGUCUUCUAGCAGCCUUCUUCCCUAGCUAAUUCCUGUUUUAAUGGGAGCUGACUUAGGCCCAGAACCAUCCCUGGUGUAGGAAUGCUGCUCAAGGAGGGACAUUUGAAGAGCUGCUGUGCUGUGUGUACUCCUGUACCUGAGGUUAUUUUACUGCAGGGCUGGUUGCUGUAUGGGCAGAAGGUUACCAGUGCAAAUUACCCAGUGCAGGACCAAAGCCAGGUUGUUUUCAGCCCCAAACACAACAUUUCUGCUGCUCUGUCCUGGGAGCCUCCUCUGACAUGUCCUGGCCUUACUAUUUCCUCAUUGUUCUGGUAACUGCAAUCACUGGAUGUGAAAACAUUUCCUUAAAUCAAACUUGUCACCACACAGGUCCCUGUGCAGGCUCCUGCAUUCUCCUUUACAGCUGAUCCUCUUCAGCACCAGGCACCCAGGGAGCAGACUGGAAACACACGAACGCACUGAAAUGGUUACAUUUAUUGUAAAGAAAGCAGGGGUGAUACUCCAACAAGCUGCACAGUGAUAAACCCACCACGACCAAGACUUGUGGGUCAUAAAAAACAAAACCAAACCCAAACCCCACUACAGCAUGGUGUAACACAGGUACAGCUAAGGGACAACAAGGCAGCACAGCAGUUCCUGAGCCCACAGCCCUGUGCUGUCACCACAUCACGCCUGGAACAGAGCAGCUGCUGUGAAAGGCUCAGGACAGGUCCUGACAGCGAGCACCUCUUGGUGAAGCUCCAAAUACACAACUGAAGCUGCACCGUUUUGUACAACAAGAGCUGUGCCUUUUUUUUAUCUUUUAUUUGCAAAGUCAAUAAAAAUCCACUGUUAGGAACGUAACAGAGAAAAAUGCUUCAUUUGAAAAUAAAGGAAGGCAAAUAGGAACAAAACCAACUUAGUAGCACUACAACUACAUGAAGAGUCUGGGGAAGGGUGGCCCUAUCACAUCCUACCAAGCGAGUUUGCCAGGGAAACAGACACAGAAUCUACUUCACCAAGACAGCUGAGCCUGCUGAGUAACUCAGAAUUCUACACACGGGCAGCUGGGCAGCACAGCCUGCUGUGCAGCAGUGCAGGUGUGCUGCCUGCCCAGUGGCACGCAGCCUAAAGGCAACUCUUCAGCCUUGUCAAAAUUCAGACACAAUCAGAGGCUAUGAAGUAUCCACUACUCUACAGUUGUCUACCACUUACCUUGAAGCAAAUUUAAAUUUGGGGUGGAUUUUUUUUUUUUUAAUAUUGGCCUAUAAAAUCAACCAUCAAGGCACCUAAGUAAAUUCACAAUCAACCUCAGCUUUACCAGUCCAUCACAGUUUCCACACCAGUGCAGCCACACCGUUUGCAGUGGUGCACCCGAUGGGCACUGGAGCACAACCACCUGGUGGAGAUUUUCCACCCUGUGGCAGCUGCUCUGUUUGUGAACUUCCUUCCAUGAGGAAAACAGAUCAGCAAAGAACACCUCUGUCUGUCAAGCCUAGGCAUUCAGGCACUGUUAUCAGCAAUAAAGGUACUGCGGCCCCAGAAGAGCAGCCCAAGGGAGCACAGGGCUCACACAACACCCAGGGCUGAGUUGUGCUUGACCAUCUGCACCAGAAGAGCUCUCCUGGAAACCUCUCCCCCUUCCCCUGGGCAUUUCCUGGAAUCAGUUCACAAGACAAAAGAAAACCCAAACCUCCCCUCCUCCACCAAGCACACAAACUAGGUCUCUUUAAACACAUUUCUUGUAAACACAUUAGGCUAGAUUUUUUUUCAUUAGCAUUUGAAUUGCCUUUUUUUUUUUUUUUUAAAUCAGGCCAGCUGUAAAAAAUGGUAAUUUUGGCCUGCUUCUUCUUUAUUGACAAUGCAGUAUUUC